This is a messenger RNA of Branchiostoma belcheri (Belcher's lancelet), 4081 nucleotides long. RefSeq names its product glutamate receptor 4-like. The record is from RefSeq and is a predicted model, not a curated record. Gene Ontology annotation, molecular function: AMPA glutamate receptor activity; transmitter-gated monoatomic ion channel activity involved in regulation of postsynaptic membrane potential. The transcript has 17 exons. Gene Ontology annotation, biological process: monoatomic ion transport; synaptic transmission, glutamatergic; modulation of chemical synaptic transmission. Bases 417 to 3092 code for a protein of 891 amino acids. Gene Ontology annotation, cellular component: dendritic spine; AMPA glutamate receptor complex; postsynaptic membrane. NCBI's taxonomy places the organism in Eukaryota, Metazoa, Chordata, Leptocardii, Amphioxiformes, Branchiostomatidae.
UUGAAGUAUGGCAGAUUCAUGAGGUGAAGCCGCGGCUAUGCCCGGCUGGAGGGCCCAUGUAAAUGAACCUAUCAGACCAGCUGUGUAAUAGUGAAUACACAGCAGCGCUGCUGACAGCCAGCUAGCUUCAUCAUCCAUCCCAGAUGCAGCGAUAGAGGACCGACCGGUCGUACCAAGACUGAUCGUCCCCGGCCCACCGCCCGAGACACCAUGUAAUAUACACCCCUCCAUGCCGCCGUAAAUUCUGACCGGGGCGUCAGCAGAAAUCCCAUUCCUUACAGGACAAGAUACCUGGAAGGAGGAUCUACACAGUGGGCUGGAUCGAUGGAUGAGUAGGACUGGACAGGUGCCUGCCGCUGUAGACCACACGUCAGGGGGGACACACGUACGCCUGCCCUCCCGAAGCCCGCUGAGACAUGUCUCCGAUCACACCGAUGGCCGGGCCCCGCUGCUUCUUCUACCUCCUCCUGCUCGUAUGCACGCAGUAUACACUCGCAGCCUUUCCUCAGAAUGUCCCCAUAGGAGCCAUAUUUUCUAAAGAGUCAAGAGAGGAGACAACCGCUUUCCGCAACAGACUGGAUAUGUUAAACAAGGCCAAGGAUGCUUCCUUUAAGAUCGUCAGUGACACAAAACUUGUCGACACGUCUAGCAGCUUUAACAUGGUCAAUGCAGUUUGCUCGCAAAUCAAGAGAGGCAGUGGCGGCGUGUACGCUAUAUUCGGCAUGUACGACAUGCCUGCACUGGACGCAAUACAGGCCUACUCCAGGAACCUACAGGUGAGCUUCAUCACUCCCAGCUACCCGCCGGCCUACGACAAACGGUCCGACUUUGUCGUCUACAUGAGACCCAACCUGGCCCGUCCUGUGGUGGACCUCAUCAACAAAGUCUACAAGUGGGACUCCUUCACCUAUAUAUAUGACGAUGACGAAGGUCUGGCAACAUUGGAACAAGUCAUGGAUCUGGUUCAAAUGAAGGACACGGAGGUAAUCGCACGGAAGUUGGGUGGUGCGGACAACGCCAACGCAACCAUCACCACCAUCGACGGCGAGGGGGAGAGGAGAGUCAUCAUCGAUCUGGACAGGAGGACCACAGAAGUCUUCAUGAAAAAGAUAAAGGAACGGAACAUGUGGACAUCUUACUACCACUAUAUCUUUAUGAACCUGGAUUUCCAUCUGUUGAACAAAGCAAACCUGACGUACGGGCAAGCCAAAGUCACCAGCUUCCAGAUUGUUGACCCGCUGAGAGGUGACGGCAAAGACUUCCAGAAGAUCGGCAAGAACAUCGGGUUCAAAGCAGCUCUAAGUUACGAUGCUGCUGGGAUCAUCUCGAGCGCCUUUAACAGUCUGAAGCAGGACAGAACUGACAUCAACCUGUCGGACGACACUUCUCCCGCGUGUGAGAAAGGAGACAACAUCUGGAGGUUUGGGGAUAGAAUCAGAAGCAGUCUGCAGAAGGUUAAGACCAUGGGAGUGACCGGCUGGAUCCAGUUUGACCGGUUUGGUCAGCGUGAGAACUACACGGUGCACAGUCUGGAGCUACAGCGCCGCCUCAUGGUCCCGGUUUGGAGAUGGAGGAAUUCCAAACUGACGAAGGUGGAAGUAAACAUACCGAGGCCGUCGACCAAACCUCCUGCUCUGGGAGACAGAGUCUUACGUGUCACGACCAUCUUUGAAUCGCCGUACUUGAUGAACAAAAGUGACGAGGAAAUUGCCAAAUGCCCGCCUGGCCGAUCCACCUGUCAAUAUGAGGGGUAUGCUGUAGACAUGCUGGAAAAAAUCGCAGCUAUUGUCAACUUCACUUACAAAAUCCACAUCGUCGCAGAUGGAAAGUACGGUUCAGAAAAUGAAACAACUGGCAAGUGGAAUGGGAUGGUUGGCGAGCUGAUUGAAGGGAAAGCGGAUCUCGCCAUUGCUCCGCUGACCAUCACCUUGGUUCGAGAACGUGUGAUCGACUUCUCCAAACCGUACAUGAGCACAGGCAUCAGCAUCAUGAUCAAGAAGCCACAAAAAUCCAAGCCUGGGGUCUUUUCCUUUCUAGAUCCGCUGGCGUACGAAAUCUGGAUGUGUAUUUUGUUUGCCUACAUAGGCGUUAGCGUAGUUCUAUUCCUCGUGAGUCGAUUCAGUCCAUAUGAGUGGCACCCUGCCGAAUCGUGCGGGGUUGGGUCUGCGGAAGAGGAGCAGACCAACGAUUUCGGCAUAUGGAACAGCCUGUGGUUCUCACUGGGCGCCUUCAUGCAGCAAGGCUGCGAUAUCUCGCCAAGAUCAAUUUCCGGAAGGAUAGUGGGAGGAGUUUGGUGGUUUUUCACCCUGAUCAUAAUCUCCUCCUACACCGCCAACCUGGCCGCGUUCCUGACGGUGGAACGUAUGGUCACCCCCAUCGAGUCUGCUGAUGACCUCGCCAAACAGACUGAGAUCCGAUAUGGGACAGUGAAGGCUGGAUCGACGGAGGCGUUUUUCAAGUCUUCGACCAUUCCCGUAUACCAAAAGAUGUGGAACUUCAUGAGUAAGGCAGAACCGAGCCCGCUGAUGGACAGUAACACCAAGGGGAUCACGCAUGUGCGUGAGUCCAAGGGAAAGUACGCCUUUCUGCUCGAGUCGGCGAUGAACGACUACAUCGCACAGCGCAAGCCUUGUGACACCAUCAAGGCUGGAUCGAACCUGGACUCCAAGGGUUAUGGCAUCGGCAUGCCUAAAGAGUCACCAUACAGACACAAGAUAACCCUUGCCGUACUGAAGUUAAGGGAGGACGGCGUACUGCAAAAUCUGGAGAAUACGUGGUGGUACGACAAAGGGCAGUGCGGCCCCGUGGAAAGCACAAAGAAAGGGGAGACAAGUGCUCUCAGUCUCAGCAACGUGGCCGGUGUUUUCUACAUUCUGGUGGGAGGUCUGGGCCUGGCCAUGAUGGCGGCCCUGUUGGAGUUCUGCUACAAGUCCAAAGUAGAAGCCAACAAAUCAAAGGUAAAAGCCCGGAUGUCGGUCAAAGGUGAGAACGGACGAGUUCCCUCUCCGACUGACCCGUUCCCGAAGUCCAUGUCGUCUGUGCCCAUCACCAGGCCCAGCGGUGUGAGUCUGUACGAAAUGACCUACACUUAGACAGGCAACGGGAACAUCAUCAACAUCACAGACAUCACGGAAGGACAGUGUUGAUAGAGUGGCUAAAAAAAGGAAACUUUUGCAGGAUACAACAAAUGUAAUUUGUAAGCUAUACGAGGAGAGGUGAAGGCUUUGAAUGACGAUCAGUCACGUACUAGGCAACACUUAGAUAGAAGUUAACAUCCGCAGCUUAAGAUUGUGUUACCAACAGACCGUAGAGGAGAUUUCCACGUCUACUGCAGCCCGAAGAUAGGCUUUAAUCCAUGGCACGGCUAUUAGGAUGAUUCUUACUACAUAAGCAAGUGUUGUGACCAAAACUUGAUUAGUCAACGUAGCAUCCUUUAGUACUAGACGUGUCAGUGACCAGUAGGUAAAAUGAGACUAGCACUCAAAAAACGUGUAAGAGAGCAACAUGCUUGGCGUUAACAACAUGCUUGGCAUCUAAGUCAAGACGUCAAUGUGUGUGAUUUCGUACAUGUUGUUUGGAUUUCAAUUAAGAACCCUGUAAUAAUGUUCAAUUCAAAAAUAAUCAUCUAUGAGCACGUUGCAUGCUGACAAUAUAUACUGUAUAUCAACUGGUGUAGAAAUGUGGCAUCGUUAUGUGUUCAGUUCUGCAUGUGUUCUCGCAAUGUCAAUGUAUACAUACUCCAGAAACACAAGAACAAGGAAUCAGAGAUUCUAGACUCCCGGGAAAUGAAGCAUGCAAUUCGCGGCCUCCUGAAUUCCCCCAUCUCCAAACUAAUUUCUGCUGCCCAAAAGCUCUAGUAAAGCAAUAUAUAGCUGCUUGCUGUAAGGCGAAUUCAUGAUAGCCCUUGUACAGUGUACGCGUAUGUAUGGUAUCACAAAUUAUAGUCAACUUGACGUGAGUGUUCAGAUGUAAUAACUUUGCACUCGAAAUUGUUAGAAACCAAGAGUUAAUAAUGUGAAACGCCUGACUUUACCAAAUUCUCACAAUCCAAUGGUCAGAAGUGUUCAUGUUGUAUCUAUAU